Messenger RNA from Ceutorhynchus assimilis (cabbage seed weevil), 4308 nucleotides. Lineage: Eukaryota; Metazoa; Arthropoda; Insecta; Coleoptera; Curculionidae. The record is from the annotation of a GenBank genome assembly.
CUCGCGCCGACACCGACGCCUCAUUAAAAAAAAAAACCGCUGUCGGACUGCCAUGGCAGUCGCACAACGUCCAAUGUGAUGUAUUCGUUGCAACACUCUGUAAACCUUUCGAGACGGGCCUGCAGGUACUUCAUCCCGGUACUCCUGCUAGGAGUUUACGUCGCCGGUCAUGCGGUACCACCGGAUUACGCUUCUGGAUCGGUUGCACGGCCGCCGCAAGGCGGGUUCGAUACUCGCGCCUACGAUCGGGCCUACGACAUUAACAGUUUGGCGAAAGGCAAUUUGAUACCGACCACUUCUACUGAUUCAGUGAACGAUGGGGUACCUUCGAGCGUUCCUACUAGUACUGACGAGGGAGAUGAUGGGGGUAGUACUGGCCAUGAAGCACCCAAGAAAAAGAAGCCGGUGGAGAGGUACCCGGUGAUUUCGGUGUCGUUUCAUCGGGUCGAGACACCGUUUAUUAUUGCUUUGUGGAUAUUUUGUGCCAGUUUAGCUAAAAUUGGUUUCCACAUGGCACCGAAACUGAGCGCAAUGUUUCCGGAAUCCUGUCUACUGAUUUUCGUUGGUGUGGUCAUCGGAGUGGUCCUAGUCCACCUAACAGAUUCAGUACACAUGUCUCCAUUGACACCGGACACAUUUUUCAUUUAUAUGUUGCCCCCGAUAAUACUGGACGCCGGAUACUUCAUGCCCAACAGAUUGUUCUUCGACCAUUUAGGCACCAUUUUGCUGUUUGCCGUCAUAGGAACCAUUUCGAAUACUUUACUUAUAGGUGCUUCCUUAUGGGCAGUAGGACUAACAGGCUUGUACUCCUGCAAUACUCCAAUACUAGACAUGUUCCUGUUCGGGUCUCUGAUCUCCGCAGUGGACCCGGUAGCUGUGCUAGCCGUUUUCGAAGAGAUCCAAGUUAACGAAAUCCUCUACAUUGUCGUAUUUGGGGAGUCGUUGCUUAACGACGCUGUAACGGUGGUACUCUACCAUUUGUUCGAAGCCUACACGGAGAUGGGCCUCACAAAUAUCAUGCCCACGGACCUUUUGUCGGGUUUUUUGAAUUUUUUAGUCGUAGCCGUAGGUGGCACUGUGAUAGGUGUGAUAUGGGGCUUCGCCACUGCCCUUGUGACUAGAUUUACGAAUGAAGUGCGCGUGAUUGAACCUAUUUUUAUAUUUGUGAUGGCCUAUUUGGCUUACCUUAAUGCCGAAGUGAUAACGUUUUGCGGCAUAACGAUGAAAAACUACGUGGAAGCCAACGUUUCGGUCAAGUCGCACACGACCAUCAAGUACGCGAUGAAAAUGUUGAGCAGCUCGUCGGAAACGAUCAUCUUUAUGUUUUUGGGCGUGGCCACUGUGAACAAGAGUCACGACUGGAACACUUGGUUUAUCAUAUUAACGAUACUGUUUUGUUCGGUUUACAGGGUGAUUGGGGUUAUCGUUUUAACGGCGAUCGCAAAUCGUUUCCGCCUGCAUCAGCUCAGCAAAGUUGAAAAAUUCGUAAUGUCUUAUGGUGGAUUAAGAGGUGCUGUAGCUUUUGCACUGGUUCUUCUCAUUGAUCCGAAAAUCGUACCGCUACAGCCCAUGUUCAUGACUACCACUAUAGCUGUUGUUUAUUUUACUGUGUUCUUCCAGGGAAUAACGAUAAAACCCCUAGUUAAAAUUUUGAACGUGAAAACAGCCGAAAAAAGAAAACCAACAAUGAACGAGAGGAUACACGAAAGACUGAUGGACCACGCCAUGGCCGCAAUAGAAGACAUAGUGGAUCAACACGGUAAUUAUCACAUACGAGAUAGAUUUAAACGUUUCGACAACAAAUUCAUCAGGCCCUAUUUGCUGCGCAACACCCAAGGAGCCGAACCCAAAAUCCUGGAAACUUAUUCGAAACUGGCAAUGAAAGACGCCAUGGAGUAUAUGCGCAGGAACGCAUCUACCAUUGGUAACAUUUCCAAUACGGAAAGUAUGUCGGCAAUAUUUAGGAAUUACACGUCAACUGGUAACCUCAAUGGAAGGUGCGCCUCUAAAUUAAUCAACUGCUCUAGCCUGAGCCAAAUCGACUCUAGCACUUGGAAUAUAGACAUGCAAGAACUAGAGUACAAUCCAUCCAAAAAAGAUUUAACAGACGCUAAAAUUCAUCAUUUAUUGGCCGAGGAAUUGGUGAAACCGUACCGAAGGCAUCGUCGUCUGAGUUACAGCAGACACGCUGUCAACGACAGAGACCUUUCGACACAAGUCAAUUACAAAAUGCACGUCAACAUGAGACGAUUAGUGGCCGACAAAAAGCACCAUCACAGUCACAAAAGGCACAGCAAAAAGCUUAACAAGAAUCAGAAGAGUUCACUUCAAAUCCCAGGCAGAUCAUCGUCGAGACGGCGCAGUUCAGGGGCUGGCGCCCUUUACAAGAGUGGCAAAGACAACCACGUCAGUUUUCCAGAAUUUCAGCAAAAUGGAACUGCUAAGCAAUUUUCACAUGAUUAUAUCAGUGAAGUUUUAAACGAAGACGCAGAUACAUCAGAGCCUAAAUCUAACAGAGAAGAGUGGGACAGCCCAAUUACAUUUACAGCAAAAUCUUCACCUAGCACAGGAACUGACGAUAACAACAGUUUCGCUAGUCAGACCGUUCCUUUAAUGAAACCAAAAAAACCUACGGCUAUGGAGAGCAGUCUCCCCUGGAGAAGGGGACGAAACGUUACAGAUGACAGUAUUUUCUCUGAUACUGGAAAACGAUUGUCCAGAGGCUCCAUUGAUGGUGGUGAUUUGAUGCGCGUUUCGACGCCUACGGCAACGGAAAUGAUGCUACCGUGGAAAAGGGAAGAGGAAGACGAUUGCGGACCAUUUCCUCAAGCCGAAUUUCCGUCUUGGGCCUCGAAUAAGGAGUAUUUGGCCUACAAUUCACCGUCUGCUACCUUUUUAGGUGGUUUAGAAAACCCAAACAAAAACUCAAUAUUCGGCCUAUUCCGUCGCGAAAGCCUCGGCUCAGAGCCGACCAACAGCAACGAGUCCACUCCGCUCAAAGAACGCAGAGGCUCCAACAGUCGCACCUCAAUAGUCCUCGUCGAAGAAAGUGACUCCGAUCCUUUGGGCGUCAUUCAGAAAGAGCCUCAUCAGCUUCAGAAGCAAAACUCUUGCGGAGCCGCUCCGCAAAUUCCGCCGCCGCCGCAACCGACCACGCCCGGACAACGGAGACAAGUCCGGCGAGGCUCCAUGCUCGAACUAAGCGGAUCGCUAACCAGAGACUCAAUCCCUGAAGAACACCUGACUUCGUCGCUGAAACGUCCGACGUGGCUGUUGCAACAGCAAAACAGCCAAGCCAGAAGAGCCAGUUUUACAAGACAAGGCACUCUGGGCACAGCUUUAAUGGGCACCGUUUCUAGUCCUUCAUCGGACACUUCGUCUGACGAAGACGCCGAUUUGUUGGCGAAGCAGUUGGGUUUCUGAUCGAAAAGUACACCCCUCAGGAAGGGGCCCAUAUCGAAAUCUCUCAGUCCGAUUUUGAGUAAUAUUCAUUUGAGGUAUCAGGUUCUAAGUAAGAAGUUUAGUAACGAGUUGGUUUGAAUUUUUAUGUUAUCAUUUUGAGGCUUUGACAAAUGUCCUCGAUGUUAGCAAUAAAGCUAGGAAGCACGCCAUCUUCACCAAAGUAGUAUGAUCUGCCUGCUUGCCAUUCUACCUAUAAGAAAACUACGAAAGGAAUCUCAGAAGUCGGAAACUUGAAACCUUCUAGAAGAAAGAAAUAACUCAUGAUUUGUAGAUCUUGAAAAUCCAAUAGGAUUUGAAGAGAAGAAUCAGGAAAGAGUUAAGGAUUCUGGAUUCAGAUUCCUAAGAUCCCAACCUUCUUCUGAGAACAAUGCCAAGCAAUUGGCAUAAUAUUAACUCUGACUCAGAACUCAAAUAUUCUAUAGAACAAUAUAGGAGGGAAAUUUGCACGGUCUUUCUUUGAUAAUUACAUACACUUUCUCAGAUUUUUCCCAGGACUUUUUCAAUACUUCCUCUCGUUCUUUCCAUUCGAGCCUCCUUGGAUCUUUGAAACCUUCUAGAACAAAUUUCAAAUCAAUGACUAUCGAUCUGUAGAUCUUGAGGAUCCAAAAGGAUUUGAUGAAAAGAACCAGGAAAAAAAUGCCAAGCAAUUUGCAAAAUAAUAACUCUGAGACUCAGAACUCAAAUAUUCUAUAGAACAAUAUAGGAAGGAAAUUUGCACGGUCUUUCUUUGAUAAUUACAUACACUUUCUCAGAUUUUUCCCAGGACUUUUUCAAUACUUCCUCUCGUUCUUUCCAUUCGAGCCUUCUUGGAUCUUUGAAACCUUCUAGAACAAAUUUCAAAUCAAU